GUUUUUAUCUGGGGAUUACCACUGCUAAAUGGCUAAUCGCACAGUCAAAGAUGCUCAUACAGUUCAUGGAACUAAUCCUCAAUAUCUUGUUGAAAAAAUUGUGCGCAGUCGAAUUUACGAGUCAAAGUUUUGGAAAGAACAUUGUUUCGCUCUUACAGCCGAGUUGCUUGUCGAUAAGGCUGUAGAACUGCGUUAUGUUGGUGGGGUGUAUAGUGGGAGUGUUAAGCCGACUCCAUUUUUGUGUCUUACACUGAAGAUGCUUCAGAUUCAACCGGAUAAAGAUAUCGUUAUUGAAUUUAUCAAACAAGAACCAUACAAAUAUGCUCGAGCUUUAGGAGCAUUCUACCUUAGAUUAGUCGGUGGUUCUGUUGAGAUAUACAAAUAUCUAGAGACGUUAUACAAUGAUUUUCGACGUCUAAAGUUUCAAGAUAAAAUGGGAAACUUCAGCUUAAUUUAUAUGGAUGAUUUUAUUGAUCAGUUGCUCACAGAGGAGCGUGUUUGCGAUGUUAUUCUUCCCCGUCUACAAAAGCGAGAAGUGCUUGAAGAACUAAACAGUUUGGAACCUCGACAGUCACUUUUAAAUGAGGAUUUAGAAGAUUUGCAGUACAUGGAAGAAUUUGAUACAUUAAACCAUACCGACGAAAAUCAUAAAUCUAAAGAUAAAGACAAACAUAAACGACGAGAACACGGGAAAGACAAAGAUCAUCAUCAUCGACGAAGAUAUCGUGAAGAAUCUCCCCAUGCUGAUCGUCGAGAAAGAGAACGAGAUCAUGUAUCGUCACGGUAUAAGGACCGUGAAGACUAUGACCGAAAAUAUGAUCGAGAAAAAGCUCGUAGACGAAGCCAUUCUGGAGAGCGUCGAGGUGGUCGUUCUAAACGUGAUGAUGACCGUUCACCAGAUCAUAAACGGUCUCGAGAUAAGGAUCGUGAGAGACGAUAUUGAAGCCUUGAAAUUGAUACCUUGUACAUAUUUUGAUAAACACUUUUUGUCUAUACCAUUGAUUUUUCUAUAGAUGAAGGAAAUAGAGCUACUCUGUUGAGUACUCACGGGGUGGCGGGGGAGGGGAAUGCAACUUUGCACGUAUCUCUAUGUUUGAGCAUAGUUUUUGCUUACAUUUAUUAACAAAACCAGCCUACAGGGUUUAGAAAAUUCUUCAAAAAUUUCGUGUUUAUAUGAUUUGGAACUCCUUUUUUUAUAACUGAGUCAUGUACAUAUGCUUGAUAGAUAAUUUGUAUAUUCAAGCACUUGUAUCAGCGUGUUGACCGCUUCAUCUGGUUGGUGAUUUUCUUACAUUCGGUGAUUUACUUAUUGUCAGAAUUUUAUUAUGAAUAUAGGCAUUCAGAGAAAUACACCACCAUUCUUAGUGUUG
Heterobilharzia americana is the source of this 1370-nucleotide messenger RNA. NCBI's taxonomy places the organism in Eukaryota, Metazoa, Platyhelminthes, Trematoda, Strigeidida, Schistosomatidae. The record is from the annotation of a GenBank genome assembly.